Molecule: messenger RNA, 1812 nt
Organism: Herpailurus yagouaroundi (jaguarundi)
Lineage: Eukaryota; Metazoa; Chordata; Mammalia; Carnivora; Felidae
Gene: SLC16A6
Product: solute carrier family 16 member 6
Exons: 5
Coding region: 191-1756 (521 amino acids)
Biological process (GO): transmembrane transport; monocarboxylic acid transport
Molecular function (GO): monocarboxylic acid transmembrane transporter activity
Source: RefSeq, a predicted model, not a curated record
AAGUGUGCAAUUGUUAUCCAGAGACUUUAUAGUAACCGCACAUUGUUCAAAUAUUCAUCACCCUAAGAAAUGUGGUAAGUAGUCCUUAUCUGUUAUGUUUGCUAAAGAGUAGCAGAAUCAUCAACUCUCAUGCUAUUGGCUGGUCUGAUUUUUUUUUUUUUUUUUUUUUACUUUUUAUUUCAGAUUAAGAAUGACCCAAAAGACAUCACAGCUUUGUUCCAGAGCCAAUGUUUAUACUCAAGUGCCUGACGGAGGAUGGGGCUGGGUGGUGGCUGUGUCUUUUUUCUUCGUUGAAGUCUUUACAUACGGCAUCAUCAAGUCAUUUGGCGUCUUCUUCAAUGACUUAAUGGACAGUUUUAAUGAAUCUAACAGCAGGAUUUCGUGGGUCAUAUCAAUAUGUGUAUUUGUCUUAACAUUCACAGCUCCCCUCUCUGCUGUCCUGAGCACUCGUUUUGGGCACCGUCUCGUGGUGGUGGCAGGGGGCCUGCUUGUCAGCACGGGAAUGGUGACCGCCUCCUUUUCCAGGAAGCUGUACCACAUGUACAUUUCAAUCGGCAUCAUAUCCGGUUUGGGAUUCUGCUUUAGCUUUCUACCAACUGUCACCAUUCUAUCCCAGUACUUUGACAAAAGGCGCUCCAUGGUCACUGCAAUUGCUUCCACGGGAGAAUGUUUCGCUAUGUUCGCUUUCGCCCCAGCAAUCACGGCUCUGAAGGACAACAUUGGCUGGAGAUACAGUCUCCUCUUCGUGGGCUUGCUGCAGCUGAACAUUGUCGUCUGCGGGGCGUUGCUGAGACCGAUUAUCAUCAAAGGACCGGGGUCCCCGAAAGCAACCUCACACGAACACCGGAAAGAAGUGCAAUGCAUGCUCGAAAAUGAGAAAACACGCACCUCAAUAGAUUCCAUUGACUCAGGAGUAGAAUUAACUACCUCACCAAAAAAUGUGCCUAGUCACGCCAACAUAGAACUGGGGCCGAAGGCCAAUGUGCAGCUGGUGAAGGCCAGCUCCAAGCGGAGCGAUAAGAAAGCCCCUCUACUGGACUUCUCCAUCUUGAAAGACACAAGUUUUAUCUGUUAUGCGUUGUUCGGUCUUUUUGCAACCCUGGGAUUCUUCGCGCCUUCCUUGUACAUCAUUCCCUUGGCCAUUAGUCUAGGCAUCGAACAGGACCGCGCUGCCUUCUUAUUGUCCACCAUGGCGAUUGCUGAAGUUUUUGGAAGGAUCGGGGCCGGCUGCAUCUUCAACAGAGAGCCCAUCCGGAAGAUCUACAUUGAGCUCAUCUGCGUCAUCUUAUUGACCGUGUCUCUGUUUGCCUUUACUUUCGCUACUGAAUUCUGGGGUCUGAUGUCAUGCAGCAUAUUUUUUGGGUUCAUGGUUGGAACGGUAGGGGGUACCCACAUUCCACUGCUUGCCGAAGACGACGUCGUGGGGAUCGAGAAGAUGUCUUCUGCGGCGGGAGCCUAUGUCUUCAUUCAGAGCAUAUCAGGACUGGCGGGACCACCUCUUGCAGGUCUGCUGGUGGACCAGAGUAAGAUUUACAGUAGAGCUUUCUACUCGUGUGCAGCUGGCACGUCUGUGGCUGCUGGGUGCCUCGCGCUUGUGAGACCUUGUAAAAAGGGACCAUGCCAGCGUCAUCCUGCAGGCGAGGCCCAGGCCGAGAAUCCUCGUGGGAAAGCUUUACAGGACAUACCCGAAGACUUUCUCGAAAUGGACCUCGGGAAAAAUGAGCAUAAAGUUCACGUGACCAUGGAGCCAGUAUGACAUGCUUUGCAGUAACGCCAGCCAUCCUGUUGGCCGGGAGGUGGGCGGACGGUGGG